AUGGAAUCGGGAAAGAACAAUGAUGAAAAGGUUACAGUAGAUUCGGUGAAGAGGCUCAUCGCGGCACGAGAUGAAAUCGAUCGACGAAUCGCCAAGGAAGAAGAAGUUCUUAAGAUGAAUAAUAUUGACAUGCAAAGAAGUUUGGUAGAUGCAGAAGGUUUUCCCAUUACAUCUGUCGAUGUAUAUUCAGUGAGACGAGCAAGGUGUGCGAUUAUUUGCGCACAGAAUGAUCGCCAGAAAUUAACAUCUGAAAUCGAAAAAGCUAUGCUUACUUUACACCAACAAAAACGAGAUUGCAUGGCGGCAUACAGUGAACCUAAAGCAGUAGCAGAUGAUAUUCCCAUAGUGCACCGUACUAGCAACGCUCCAUUUGCGAAGAUAGCCAAAGUAAUGGAUGCCUCGCCGGCUUUUCGAGCGGGUUUAAAGGAUGGCGAUCAACUAAUACAGUUUGGUUCGUUACAUGCUGGCAAUUUUACCGAUAUAAAAGAACUUGGUGUGGUUGUACAAAACUCUAUAGAUAGGCCAAUACGAGUAACAGUGCUAAGGAGCGAUAGGCCGAUACGAUUAGAACUUGUACCGCGAACGUGGUCUGGCAAAGGCACUCUCGGAUGUUCCGUACUUCCAGUUACUCCUGCUCACAUAUGA
This is a messenger RNA of Cercopithifilaria johnstoni, 645 nucleotides long. The record is from the annotation of a GenBank genome assembly. Lineage: Eukaryota; Metazoa; Nematoda; Chromadorea; Rhabditida; Onchocercidae.